Wasmannia auropunctata (little fire ant) is the source of this 10400-nucleotide messenger RNA. RefSeq lists its product as uncharacterized. Bases 264 to 8600 code for a protein of 2778 amino acids. Gene Ontology annotation, molecular function: protein binding. The record is from RefSeq and is a predicted model, not a curated record. The transcript has 39 exons. Lineage: Eukaryota; Metazoa; Arthropoda; Insecta; Hymenoptera; Formicidae.
UGUGUGGUACACAGUAAAAGCGAGGAGCUCGAUAACGCGGAUAUAUAGCUCGGUGAAGUCAGCUGACGCCAGGAUGCAAUCGGCCGUCGCUCGCGGACUGUAAUGCCAAUCGCCCCGCUAUCGCGUGAGACCGUAAGGAUCGCAUUCGCGGAAGGAAGCGCGCGUUGUUCUCUCGUCUCGCGCGACCCGUGAACCGCGAGUUGGGUGCGCGAGGGAUUCGUGUGAAUUUCGGUACUGGCCAGUGGAGCAAAUAGGAGGCCACCAUGCCGCUCAGUGCAGAUAUAUCCACGGCGCUCCACCUGCUGGAGCACGUGCAGGAACGGGUGGACGACUGCGACGAUCCCAAGCUGCAGAUGCACACGACGCAGGAUCUGAAGUCGCUGAUCACGCUGCUGGAGGACCCGGUGUUUCGCAGCAUCGUCACGAUCCAGGACUCCCUGAUCGAACUGAACACCCAGCUGACGCACCAUCCGUCUAUCCUGCCCGGCGACUUCGACAUCAACAUCAGCGGGCAGCUGGAGCUCUCAGUUCCGAGUACUCCGGUGCAGCCGCUCGGGCCGACCAUGUAUCAGGAUCUGUACCAAGACAGCAGCGAGCUGGAGGACCAGAGGGUCCCCGUCGCUCCGUUACUGCACAGCAGCAGCGAGGACACGAGUGCACAGGUUACCAGCCCCAGUCUCGUUUCGGAAGUUAUGGGAAUGCCGCCUAUAACCACCCCUACUUACGCGAAGGAGUUCAAAAAGGUCAUCGAGGCUGCAGCGAAAGGACGACAAAUAUUCACAGUGCAGUUGUAUAAACCGGAAGGAACCAGUUUGGGAUUCAGCGUGGUCGGACUUCGGAGCAAGGAUAAGAACGAGCUUGGCAUAUUCUUACAAGAGAUACAACCGAACGGCAUCGCUGGCUGCGACGGUCGACUGUUAGAGGGAGAUCAAAUAUUGGCGAUCGAUGGGCAGCCCCUAGACUCGAACAUCUCCCAUGAGCAGGCGAUCUCGAUUCUUCAGAAGGCCCGUGGUCUGGUUGAGCUAGUCGUAGCAAGAAGCGCCCAAGACGUUGGGAGCUCUUUGCCAACGGAUGAAUUGUCCGGUGGUUCGAGUUCGACAGCGGCCGCAGGAGCAGCGUCGUCCAUCGUCGGCGGCGGCGGCGGUGGUGCCGUUGCUGGGAACAACCAGACAGGCUCCGACAAGGAUCAAUCGGUGUCAGCAUCGUCCACCGUCGUUACACCGGGACCGACCCCGAAGUCAAGCCAACCGGCCAGCACCACUUCGGCGGCGACCCCGACGCCCACGAAUACGCCAACACCCACGCCGACCUCGACACCGGUACCCGGAGGCCUCGUCAUCGAAAGGAGCCCCUCCGCCGUCAGCGACGCCUCCAAGAGUGGCUCUGACAUGGUGUUGAAUACGGAAUGGGCUCAAGUUGAAGUGAUAAAUCUCAUCAACGAUGGCAGCGGUCUUGGAUUCGGCAUCAUCGGCGGGCGUAGCACCGGCGUCGUCGUCAAAACCAUUCUUCCAGGAGGCGUCGCCGAUCGCGAUAAUCGACUCCAGAGCGGGGAUCACAUAUUGCAGAUCGGCGAUGUCAAUCUCCGUGGGAUGGGAAGCGAACAAGUUGCCGCGGUUUUACGGCAAUCGGGCACCCACGUGCGGCUGGUCGUCGCGCGACCUGUGGAGCCAACUUCUCCCGAUUAUCAGGCCCUCGGAAGUCACGCCCCGAUCGUACCCACGAAAAUCCUUGGGGAUCCGGACGAGUUGGACAGACAUCUGGUGCACAGCGUACCGGAGAGCUACAACAUGCGACACGUGCAGAGGGGCGAUACCGGCUACGAUAACGGCUACAUGUACUCGCAGGAGUCCGACAUUGAAAUGCACGCAAGACCCGGUCUCAUCAUGGACGUGGUACGCAACCCAAUGCCAAUUGGAGCGAUGCCAGUUAUACCGGCGGUGCCACUUCCGGUGCAGCUCCAGGACCUCCCGGUGCUCACCAUGGAGCCCCUCGACAUUAAUUCACUGCCAGAGAUGGAGCGCUUCGAGGUCGAUCUCACGAAGGACGCUUACGGCCUCGGGAUCACUAUCGCUGGAUACGUUUGCGAGAAAGAAGAGCUCUCUGGAAUCUUCGUUAAGAGCAUUAGCGAGGGUAGCGCGGCCGACUUGAGCAAUAAGAUCCAGAUUAACGACCGAAUAGUGGAGGUCGACGGGCAUUCCCUGCAGGGUUACACUAAUCACGAGGCCGUCGAAGUGUUAAGGCGUACAGGGCAAACGGUCACCCUCUGCUUGGAGCGAUACCUUCGUGGACCAAAGUUCGAGCAGCUUCAGCAAGCGAUUGCCGCGAGCGAAUUGAGAUUACCUCAGCCGAGUUCACCGUCGAUAACGAGCCUACCCAGUUUCCCCAUGAGCGCGGACGGAGAGACCACCACCGAAAUAGAGCCGGAAGGUGAAUCUCACACCACCGUGGAUAGCGCGGUUCUGCAGGAAGGAGAACGUUUAAGAACGUCCGACGAGCAGGACGAGGCGGCCAACGUUGAAGCGCUGUUGAGCGAUCCAUCGAGCGAGCUCACGCCUCAAAUUCGCGCGGCAAUCAAAGCGAAAUGGCAGAAGAUCGUCGGGCCCGACACCGAGAUAGUCGUCGCCCAGUUGAAAAAGUUCGCCGAAGGUAGCGGUCUCGGGAUUAGCUUAGAGGGAACGGUCGACGUGGAGAACGGCCAGGAAGUAAGGCCUCAUCAUUAUAUACGUUCGAUCCUGCCGGAGGGCCCCGUCGGACAGAACGGCACGCUGCGCUCCGGCGACGAGUUACUAGAGGUAAACGGCUACCGUUUAUUGGGCAUCAAUCAUAUGGAAGUGGUUAGCGUGCUGAAAGUGUUGCCUAUACACGUCCGCAUGGUUUGCGGAAGAAACAUCGCCUCGCAGGAUCCACUUUGCCCCAUCGACACCGCUCAACAUCAGGCCGCCUUCCAGACCAGAAGCAUCCUCGGUGGGUCUCUGCAAAACUUGUUGCCCACGAUGGAUCGCCUUGUGAAAGCAAAGUCGGACGGUUCCUUGGCUUCGACGACGACCACGGCCACGGUGACCGACGCGAGUCUGAAUAAAAUGAAGUCGCGCUCGUUGGAACCGCUAACCGGUCUGGCGAUGUGGAGUUCCGAACCGCAAAUUAUCGAAUUGGUUAAAGGAGAGAGGGGCCUUGGGUUCUCCAUUUUGGAUUAUCAGGAUCCAAUGAACCCCAACGAAACUGUGAUAGUAAUACGAUCGCUCGUGCCCGGCGGGGUGGCACAGGUCGACGGGCAGUUAAUACCGGGCGAUCGGCUUCUGUUUGUGAAUGACAUCGGAUUAGAGAAUGCAACACUGGACCAGGCCGUGCAGGCCCUCAAAGGCGCCCCGAAAGGGACCGUUCGCAUCGGCGUGGCCAAGCCGCUGCCAAUACCAGACAGUAUUGUCCAGAGGGUAACGCCGAGGAUCAAACGGAGCAAAAGUUUUCCCAACGAGAGCGAGACGACCGAUCACAUGGCCGAGCUUGAAGACUUGCUUUCCUCGAGAUCAGGACUCACCGAAAUCUCGACGAAUAAACCGGAGGUCGACGAGGACGAGGAGGAGGACUGGAAGGACGCGUCUCCGAUCACGCCGAUCUGCAGUCCGGCCCGGCGGUCUGGCAAACACUAUCGCGACAAACGGUCGCCCACCAGAUACGUCGACGUCGACAACGACGUCGAGAUCAUUCACGAAUUCUAUCCUACGACGUCCAAGACGAUGCGCGAGGAGACGAGCAUCGUGUCGUACGGCGGCACGAUAAUCGUCGAGACGACGAGGAUACCCAGGCACACGAAGGAUGUGCCGACGGAGAAGGUGGCGCCGAAGGUGAAGUUAAAGAAGCAAUCGUCCCUGGAGCUGGACCGCGUGCCUCCCGUUCAGGAGGAGCCGUCCUCCAGCGCGGAGGACACGUCCAGGGUGACCGCGAGGCCGGCGCGGGAAGCGGACCAGGAACGCAGGAAGAGCCUGAAGCGUCACAGCAGCGCGGAGUCCGAGGGGCGAACGUCCACGUCGAAGGAGACGCUGGAGAAGUCGGACACGUCGUCGGAGAAGGGCGCGAAAAAGAAGAUCUUCGCGGAGAAGGGUGACGGUAAGAAGCAUUCGAAGAAGUCGGGAAGGAAGUCCGUCAAGACCGAGCAGAAGGCGGAGGAGGACUCGUCGAGGCGGAAACCCGAGGGCGAGGAGCCCGCGCGGAAAGACGAGGAGACCUAUCGACGAUCGAGGGAGGAGAGGAAGAGCCUGAAGGAGCAGGAGUGCAUCGAGAGGGUGACGGAAUUCCUGACGAGGCACAGCAUUCCGUCUUACUCCGACGUGAGCGUCGGCCUCGAAGCGCCCGCCGCUCCUCCCGAGGUCGCGGACGAGCAACCAGAGCAACGAGUCAAACGUCCAUCAGUUAUUAGCAAAGAAGAAGAAACGUCCAUCGUGUCGACGAAGAGGAAAGGGAGCCUGAAAAGCGUAUCCGGGAUGGUGGAGGAAACGAGGGACGCCGAGAGACUCCCGGAGAGCAAGAGGCAACGGCCGACUCUGGAACGAGCCGCGGCGACCGUUUCGGAGAUUCGGCAACCCGAAACGGCGGUUCAGCAACCCGUAAAGCGACCGAGCUCGUUGAGAAAAAGGAGAGACUCCUUCUCCAGAGAGUCCUCGAGGGAAUCGUUGCUGGAGGAGAAAAAGGGAGUCAGGAUUCAAGAGGACGUACAGGAGAUUUUUUACGACGACACGAGCGAGCAGAUAACCGAUCUGCUGCCGGAGGUGCAGCUGGUGACCGCGAGGAUCAUUACGGCGGAAGAGGCGUCCGCUCUUCGCUUCGAGGAGGCGGCCGCCAGAGUCGUGAUCCAUUCGCCACCGGAAGUGUAUCUCGUUCCCGAGACGGUUAAAACGAAGCUGACACGGGCGCCGUCGCCGGAAAUCGCCGACGUCUCGACGCUGCAGCUGCCCGCCUUGGCGAAGUCGACGUCGGAGAGCACUUUGGCGGAAGGCAGGCCCAGCUCCGACGAGGAUCGCAACGUCUCCGUGAGAAAUCUGAGGCCGGAGAUUCUCUGGGAUCUGUCGAAGGUCUCCGAUAACGGCGUGGUGACCGAGGAGACGGGCGAGGACGGUAGAGACGUCAAGGAACGGCGGCUCAGCAGAACCGGGAGCGAGGGCUCGAAGAGGGCCAAGGAGCAGAAGCAGGAGCAAUUUCCCUUCAAAAUCGGCAGCCUCGCGCAGCCAGACAGACCGGAACUGACGAUCCUGCACGAAGGUCCCACGGAGAGAAGGGAAAGUGUCGGAGAGGUUACGAGAAAGGAAGGCGCGAAGGAAGACGAUGGCAUCUCAGGCGAGUUCCAAGUUCGACGCGAGUCCAAGGGAUCCGUCCGCGUCCCGAAGGAUCUUGCGAUUCCGCCGCGGGAUUCCCGAAGAGAGGAACAAAAGGGGCCAUUAUCGCGACAAGAGGCCAAGGAGGAGGCAAGGGAGGAGGCGGGCGAUGAACGGACCCCUACGCGGGAGAAACGUUCGCCGUUGUUGGAGGAAGUUAUUUGCAAGCACGAGGAGGAUCUGAUCUGCAAGGAGCACUCGCUCCAGUAUCAGAGCCAGACACUCGAGAGCCAGUCGGACUAUCUGUUUCACGAGGUAUUCGCCUCCUCGUUGGAGGACCAGCUGGAAACGGUGCCCGAGAGUUGGACCCGCGAGGUUUACGAGGAGAGCCUCGAGAGGGUCGAGUGGAGCUUCAAGGAGACGCAGUACUCGCCCAAGGAGAAGCGCGAUGUGCAGACGCAGACUGUCCAGGAAUCGAAGAGCACGCAGUGCAGCCCCGAGCAGAGCGUGACGAGCCCGUGCGAGGAGCCGCCCAGGAUCAGCCCCUUCCACAUCGGCCAGCGGUACUUUCAGAGUCCCAGACGGGAAGUGCAGACGCAGACCCAGGGCGAGAACAAGAGCGUGCAGUGCUCGCUGGACGAUCUGGGUGAUCUCGCGCGGAGCGACGCCGAUCAGGAGUCGAAGAGCGUUCAAUGCGUCCCGGAGGACAUCUCCACGAGAUCGUCCGACAGGUCGAGAUCCUCCUCCCGCGAGGACGUCCUGCGCAGCCCGCGGCGUGAGGUCGAGGUGCAGACCUACCAGGAGUCGAAGGCGAUCCAAUGCAGCGACGACGAGCUGCUCGGCGAGGCUGACGAGCAAACGAGCGCCGAUCGUCCGGAGCACGCGCGUCAGAGCAGACCGGCCAGCUCGACCUCCCGGAAGACCGAGAGCUCGCCGUCGUCGAGCUCGAGUUCGCCCCGCAAGUUUCCAACUGUCGUCUUCGUGGAGGGCACAGGGGACAUGACCGUCACGCACAGGGAGCACGAUGGCGACGUCACCUGGUCGAGGCACUGGGGUCCCGAGAGACUGGUCGAGAUAUACAGAGAGCCGCAGAGCACCAGCCUAGGGCUCAGCAUCGUUGGUGGAAAGGUCGAUCUGCACAACGGCGGGCCUAGCAAGACGCAGAACAUUUCCGGAAUAUUCAUAAAGAAUGUCCUGCCGAACAGCCCGGCCGGUAGAACCGGCGGUCUCAAGAUUGGAGAUAGAAUAAUUGAGGUGGACGGCGUCGACCUGCGGCAGAGUACGCACGAGCGUGCGGUGCAAGUUAUACAAGCUGCCGGAAAUCCUGUCAGCCUCGUCGUCCAGUCCCUCGUGAAUCUGAGCCCAGAGCACGGCGGCGCCGUCCAGGAGGAGAGGGAUACCAAGGCCCGGAGGCAGACCGUCAAGAGUCACACGUCGUCGUCGUCCUCCGGCGUCGGUCCUGGAACGCCGACGGCCUCCUUACGUCAUAAACCACCGCCGGUUUCGCCCGCGAGAUCCAUCACGCCGGAAGUGAUACAGCCAGGAUUCGAGGACGGCGUUCCGCGCGGGGACGCCCAGAAGCAAAGUUCGGAUGGCUCGACUUCCGGUGCGCGAAGAUCCUCCAUGAAGAAGUCAAUUCGAAAAACGGCCCCGUCGCCACCCGUGAACCCGGGUAUCCUUCGCGAGGUCAGCGAGGAACGGGAGGAUCACGCGCCCCCCGCGCCCGUCGCACAGCCCGCCGCGAAGGCUAAGUUCUCCUCGGACGAGAGCUCGGACGACGAUGAGGAGGACACGCGCUUGCUGGAGGGAAAUGUCUACACGAAGAGCGGCAUCGAGAUCUCGCGGAAGAGCGCCGGAAACGUGAGGCGCACGAAGGAGGAGAUCGAAGCGGAUCCGGAGAAAGAGGACGAGUUCGGCUACACGGCCAAGAAGAUACAGAAGAAGUAUCAGAGGCUCGGGCAUAAAGUGCUGAUGGUCACCAUCGAGAAGGACCGACGGGGAUUGGGCAUCUCUCUGGCGGGGCAUAAGGACAGAAACCGAAUGGCGGUGUUCAUCUGCGGUCUCAAUCCGAAGGGUGCAGCUCACAAGAAUGGCGGGCUUCUCAUCGGCGAUGAGAUAUUGGAGGUGAACGGCUACGUAUUGCAAGGACGAAGUCAUCUGAACGCUUCCGCUCUUAUCAAAGGCAUGGCCGGUACUCUCUUCAAAAUCAUCGUUUAUCGACGAUCGAAGGCUGUCGACGACAUCGCCGUAAAGCCGAUAGUCCAAUUUCCACCAACCUUGGAUGACGUUUUUAUAGACUACUCGAAAUACAAAGGCGUUCGUGACGUGCGAGUGAAGAAGAGUCAAUACGGCCUUGGCAUAAUGAUCAUCGAAGGAAAGCAUCUGGCUGUAGGGCAAGGGAUUUUCGUGUCCGACAUUCAGGAAGGCAGCGCCGCGGAACAGGCUGGAUUGCAAGUGGGCGACAUGAUCCUGGCUGUUAAUCUGGAUAGCUUAUUAGGACGCACGUACGAUGAGGCGACGGAAUUAUUGAAGAAAGCGGAGGGCGUCGUCAAGCUGGUAGUUUGUAAUCCUAACGAAAAUAAAGAUCAGAAGGAGAAAGAGAAGGGUAAGACUCAGGAGCUCAAGGAUGAUUCGUCAACCUCGGUUGCACAGAAGACCCCGCAAAAGGGUGGAGCGUCAGCGACCGGCAAGGAACCCGACGAGAAGAAGGUCCGGCAGGAUCCAAAGACUUGCAAGAUCGACGUCGGCGAGGAGGCGACGAUAGAGUUUCAGAAGGAGAAGAACCAAGGUAUAGGUUUCUACAUCGCUGGCGGUUCUAACACUCCUUGCAACGGGGUGUUCGUUCUGGACGUAUCUCCCGAGGGGGCGGCUGGGAAGGACGGUCGGUUGCAACGAGGCGAUCAGAUUCUCAGCAUAGGCAACGAAAGCUUCGCGGAGAUAGAGUACGACAAAGCUCGCGAGACGGUCCUGAAGCAAGCUGCUGGGAGUAUCACGAUGACGGUGUUGCGCCACGAGAAACCAGCCGAGGAAUACGAGGUCGAGAUACAGAAGAAGAGCGGCAAAGGAGCUGGUCUCUGUUUCGCCGCGUUCUGGAGCAACAAGGGGGUGUACGUGAAGGAGCUGACAGCGGGCGGUCAGGCUAUCGAAACCGGCAAGAUCUGCAAGGGUGAUCAGCUCGUGGCGAUCGGCGGACUGGACGUACGCGACGCCUCCCUGGACGACAUCGCCUUUCACAUGAAGAUAUCUAAUCCGCUGCAAAUGAAGCUAGCUAGGUACCAUUCCGCCAAACAAUGACAGGGUUCUGCGGGCGGAAUUCUCAGCGUGUGUCCCGACGUGCGAAGAAGCGCCUGCAGACACCGUGGAUUCUAGUGUGAUAUACAUACAUAGGUAAAAUAACGUCUCGAGAUAGACCGUAUAAGAGUACCUUUGUUACGAGAGCCGCGUGCAGCAGAAUCGCGCGGCUCGCUCUAUUUAGUUACACGCCAGCGUCGCCAAUCGAUCUUGCCGUUCGAGCUCGCGGACUCGCGUGCGACACGAGACGUGAGACAAAGAAAGAGAGAGAGAGAGGGAGAAGUAGACCGAAGAAGAGACGGAGCACGAGAGAGAAAGAGAGAGAAAGAGCGCGAUGACUCACAAACGUAUCACAUCAGUCCGAAUCCAAGGACCGGCGGAGGAGAGAAUUUUUGUAACCAGCUUGUAGAGGGUGUAUCAAGUCGAGUGAAAUCCCGUCGAUCGGCCGUCGAUCGAGUCCGUCAAACAAUUCCGUCUGCCGAGGCUCGCGCUCGUGCAAGUAGCCGAUACGAAGUAUCUUAUAUACAUACACUCACACACACGUUAUUGUAAUUAUAUAGCGAGAUAAUACGUAUUAUUGUCGAGGCGAGAGUUCAAUAACGGGAAUUCGUCUCGUUCGGCGGAUAUAGGAAGUCGUAAUGCAGAUAAAUCGAUAAUAACUCACGAGUCUGCAAUCAAGGCUCGCGAAGGGAGGGGGGAGGAGAGGGGGAGCCGCGGGAUCGUUCAGAUCUGGUCCGUUCUCUUCGGAUUACGCCGUUCCCUCUGUAUAUCCCCGAUACUACAAAGUCGAAUCCGCUUAUACAUUUCGUACCGCAUUCUCGCGUGCAUAUACACUUUAAGGCAGGCAGAGAGAUAAGUAGGACCGAUUGUAGCGCGCGUUUUCUCAAUACGGCGAAGUAUUUUCCCUCUUUUCCCUUUCUUUUUACGAUAAGACUCUAGUCCAAGCCCCGAGAUCGACGUUCCGGCGUUUCCCGCCUUAAUUAUCGCUCUCGCUCGCGUCGCGGCCGCUCCCGCCGCCGUUGCCGUAGCGUUAUUAUACUGUCGCAUAUUGUAUUUUUAAUAUUAUUAAUUAAUUGAUAAGAAGCACACACGGGACGAUGUACGAGCCACGUCGAAACAAAAAAAAACGCGCACGUGUCCCGCGACUUUGAUUGGCGCUCAUAUCAACACAUCAAUCGUUGUGAAAAGUCUUUCUCAUGUCCAAGCUCGCGUAAAAUAAGACAUACACCAGUUUGGUAAAAUUCGUAAGUAGAAUUUUACGAAACGCCGAGGUUAAUCUACAAAUCAAAGCCGGAAUUAUGUAAUUACAGCGAGAAUUACGGAUAUAUCGUUUCGAAGUGGCUCGUACGUCGGCAUAGCAAUCGGUGUAGAUCGCCUAAAGAACAUUAGAGGUGAGAGACAAGGGGAGGCACAUACGUACACACACAUACACAUCCACCUUCGAGCGUAGACCGACGAACACGGGGAGCGGUCGCGUUGAAUGUCGAAACGUCGAUCGAGAGGAUCAUUUUUUAGCUGUAAGUGCUUGGAGACGCGCGCUCGAGAUCAUCGCCCGGCGCGCCGAGAUCUCGCCGUGCAACAGUCGCGAGGGUUUGUUCCCCAGCGGACGGCGGAUAAUAUCAUCCCGAGUGUUCAAUCGUUUCCCUGUAUGCUCUUGACCGCCGUCGAGCGCACGGCAGGCGACGCGUCGAAAAGCUAGACUGGCUUGUCAAGUACACAUAUAGUUAAAUUAAAUCCUAUCGUGUAAACUAGUCCUUACAACACAUAGCUUAGAGAUUUUCAGAAAGAGAGAAAACAAAAAAA